Messenger RNA from Phanerochaete carnosa HHB-10118-sp, 455 nucleotides. RefSeq lists its product as uncharacterized. The transcript is spliced from 2 exons. NCBI's taxonomy places the organism in Eukaryota, Fungi, Basidiomycota, Agaricomycetes, Polyporales, Phanerochaetaceae. The record is from RefSeq and is a predicted model, not a curated record. Bases 61 to 345 code for a protein of 94 amino acids.
CGUGCUCGAGGCAUCUGCAAGUUCUGGCCGAAACGAGCCGUUCCCUGGUGUGGCGUUGACAUGGCUUGCUUCCGGCCGAAUGACAAAGUGCAGCUCGCAGUGCGCCCAUCGAACGCGAGGCUCACGCGAGUGCGCGAAUUUCUGGCGAUUCAGAAGCGGAUCGGAAGGGAUGUCGCGAAGAGCAAUCUAUUUCUCGGGUGUCGGAGGUUUGGCGAGGAUUUACUGCUUUAUGCCGACGACGACCUGAAGGCGUGGGUCGAUCUCGGCAUAGAGGAUGUGCACCCGGCAUUCUCGAGCGCGACUAGUACUGAUCAGUCUCUCGGCUACAAGUACGUCCAAGAGUGAUUUUUCGUCCUUCAUUCUAUCCUCCCGUUGUUAUCACAUUUGUGCAUAGUACUAGUCAUAAUUUGCAAGGCCGUGUUAAUAUUGUGAAGGUGUGGAGAGCUGGCGCAGAG